Messenger RNA from Sphaeroforma arctica JP610, 358 nucleotides. RefSeq lists its product as hypothetical. Gene Ontology annotation, cellular component: BLOC-1 complex; gamma-tubulin complex; BORC complex. The record is from RefSeq and is a predicted model, not a curated record. NCBI's taxonomy places the organism in Eukaryota, Ichthyosporea, Ichthyophonida. The transcript is spliced from 3 exons. The annotation marks the transcript as partial. Gene Ontology annotation, molecular function: gamma-tubulin binding. Gene Ontology annotation, biological process: lysosome localization; endosomal transport.
AAUGGGCGAGACGAACACUGACCGACUACUGCGUCAGGCGAGCAAUCGGAUCGUGGACGAGCCCAGUGAACGACUGCUGCAGUUGUCCGACGAAAUGUUCAGUAAAGUGGCAGCAUACGUCAAAGCCGAAUUAGGACAGCCCAUCGACGACCUGGCACUAAUGGAGAAGAUCAACAACAUCACUGCGGCCAGGUACUCGAAAAUGGCUGAUCAGAUGGCGAACGUCAACGCUGAGGUGGCGGAGCUGUACGAUGCGUAUACCACAGUUGCAGUGUCGAUGGAGAAGAUUGAUGAGGUUGAGCAAGGUAACGCGAGCUACACUGAUCACGUGUAUAUUACUUGGUACAUUAAGAGUUAG